Molecule: messenger RNA, 723 nt
Organism: Phaeoacremonium minimum UCRPA7
Lineage: Eukaryota; Fungi; Ascomycota; Sordariomycetes; Togniniales; Togniniaceae
Product: putative mfs monosaccharide protein
Exons: 3
Coding region: 1-723 (240 amino acids)
Biological process (GO): carbohydrate transport; transmembrane transport
Cellular component (GO): membrane
Molecular function (GO): carbohydrate:proton symporter activity
Source: RefSeq, a predicted model, not a curated record
AUGCAACAGCUAUCAGGAAUCAACUUCAUUAUAUACUACGGCACUCGAUUCUUCAAAACGGUCGGCAUUGAAGAUUCAUUUCUCGCCACUAUUAUUGUUAACGUGGUCGCAUUCUUCUCCACGAUUCCGGGUUUGUAUCUGGUAGAGAGAAUGGGAAGAAGAAACCUGUUGCUCAUCGGUGCUGCUGGAAUGGGCAUCAGCCAACUGAUCCUGGCUGUUCUCGGGGUUACGGUUUCGUCGACGGCAGGAAACAAUGCCCUGAUUGCCAUGGUGUGCAUCUACAUAUUUUUCUUCGAGUUCUCAUGGGGACCAUGCGCGUGGAUCGUCACUGGAGAAAUAUUCCCCAUGCAUGUUCGAUCCAAGGCUUUGUCCAUGACAACCGCGAGCAAUUGGCUCUGGAACUUCAUUCUUGGCUUUGUCACUCCUUACAUGGUGGACUCGGGCAAAGGCAACGCGGAUCUGGGCAGCAAGGUUUUCUUCAUCUGGAUGGCCUUCUGCUUCCUCGCAGUGGUAUUUGUCUGGAAAUACAUCUACGAGACCAAGGGUUUGUCAUUGGAACAGGUUGACGAGCUGUAUCACCAAUGCAGCCAGGCUUACAAGUCACCUUCAUUCAGGCGAAACUGGGAUAAUGAGACUGGAGUCGCCUCGAUAGGCACUCAAUCAGAGAAGAAGGUACUCGAGACCGAUGACAAGCAGAGUGCCUCAGUAUCGGUCCACGAGUAG